Musa acuminata AAA Group (dessert banana) is the source of this 1922-nucleotide messenger RNA. RefSeq names its product 1-deoxy-D-xylulose 5-phosphate reductoisomerase, chloroplastic-like. The record is from RefSeq and is a predicted model, not a curated record. The coding region runs from base 356 to 1771 and encodes 471 amino acids. Gene Ontology annotation, biological process: isoprenoid biosynthetic process. The transcript has 12 exons. NCBI's taxonomy places the organism in Eukaryota, Viridiplantae, Streptophyta, Magnoliopsida, Zingiberales, Musaceae. Gene Ontology annotation, molecular function: 1-deoxy-D-xylulose-5-phosphate reductoisomerase activity; manganese ion binding; protein binding.
CUCCAAAGAAGAAACGAUGGCGUGGUGUUUGGGGCUGCAGCCUGCAAUUUCUAUUUCCGUCGGAAAGAGAGGAGUUAAUAGGCCUCUUUAAAAUAAUUGUGGCGCCUCCCCAUCACAUGCCAUAGUGGACGCACUGCGCCCGUCCCGGCCAAUCGGGCGAACGACCGCACAUAACGCAGCGCAACGCAGGCAGGGCAUGUAGUCUGGUAUAUAUUGCAAGCAACAACAACCUCUUUCCCCCAUUGCCGUGAUAUUUCCAGAUCUCUUCCGUGCUCGGUCUCUCCUCCAAUCCCGUCCUCCUUUUCUCUCGUCUCUGUCUCCGUCUCUCUUGAAUCGAGGGAGUGCCAGUCAGGAAAUGGCACUGAAACUGCCACUGCAGGGAGAGAUCCGAGGAGUCUCGUUUCUGGAAUCCAACAGAGGGACCUCUCCCCAACUCAAAGUGGGGCUUCACUUGAAAAGAAAGGAGAAAGGAAAAGUUUUAUUGAGGAAGACGAGUUGCUCAGUGCAGCAGGCGCCUCAGCCAGCCUGGCCAGGCCGAGCUGUCGCAGAACCAGGGCACAAGUCUUGGGACGUUCCCAAGCCUAUUUCAAUCGUUGGAUCCACUGGGUCAGUUGGAACUCAGACACUGGAUAUAGUUGCUGAACACCCGGAUAAGUUUAAGGUUGUCGCUCUUGCAGCUGGCUCUAAUGUGACCCUUUUAGCUGAUCAGGUGAAGAGAUUCAAACCUCAACUGGUUUCUGUAAGGCACGAGUCACUAGUUGGUGAACUCAAAGAGGCCCUGGCUGAUGCUGAACAGAAACCUGAAAUUAUUCCUGGGGAGGAAGGCAUUGUAGAGGUUGCUUGCCACCCAGAUGCUGUCACUGUGGUUACUGGGAUAGUAGGAUGUGCUGGACUAAAGCCUACUGUUGCUGCAAUUGAGGCUGGAAAGGACAUAGCUCUGGCAAAUAAAGAAACUCUCAUCGCUGGAGGUCCUUUUGUGCUACCUCUUGCUCACAAGCACAAAGUAAAAAUUCUUCCUGCUGAUUCAGAACAUUCUGCAAUUUUCCAGUGUAUUCAAGGCUUACCAGAUGGUGCACUUCGACGCUUAAUUUUGACUGCAUCUGGAGGGGCCUUCAGGGAUUGGCCAGUUGAAAAAUUAAAAGAAGUGAAAGUUGCAGAUGCUUUGAAACAUCCAAACUGGAGCAUGGGGAAAAAGAUCACUGUGGAUUCUGCUACCCUGUUCAACAAGGGACUAGAAGUUAUCGAAGCACAUUAUCUAUUUGGGGCUGACUAUGACAAUAUAGAUAUUGUGAUUCAUCCAGAGUCUAUAAUACACUCGAUGGUUGAGACACAGGACUCAUCUGUAUUAGGUCAGUUAGGGUGGCCUGAUAUGCGCCUACCAAUCCUUUACACAUUAUCGUGGCCAGACAGAAUUCAUUGCUCAGAGACAACAUGGCCCCGACUUGAUCUUUGCAAGCUUGGUUCGUUGACCUUUAAAGCUCCUGAUAAUGUGAAAUACCCAUCCAUGGACCUUGCCUAUGCGGCAGGGCGAGCUGGAGGCACCAUGACAGGAGUCCUUAGUGCUGCUAAUGAGAAGGCUGUGGAGAUGUUCAUCGAUGAGAAAAUCAGCUAUCUGGAUAUAUUCAAGGUGGUGGAGCGUACGUGCGAUGCUCACAGAAAUGACCUAGUCGCCAACCCUUCACUCGAGGAGAUUGUACACUAUGAUUUGUGGGCUCGGAAAUAUGCUGCGGAUCUACAACCAUCAUCUGCAUUGAAUCCUGUUCCUGCUUGAGUUGAGUGCUGCAUGUAGUCAGGUAGCUCCUGUCAACUAUUGUUACGGGCGUAAAUUCAAAUCCAAAUAUAGUGAAACGCCCAUUCUGCUGUAACAACAACAAAAAAAGAACAAAAGUUUGGAUAUAUUCAUUUAUUUUUCUCGGUCUUCA